AUGGCUGCAACAACGGCAGAUGCCAUGCCGAUUAUAAGCAAGUUAUAUUGUUCGUCUUCUCAGACAGUGCUUGUAGUUAGGGAAAGGCCUCAUGUGGCGAACGGAGGCGGUUUUGUGGUCACAGAUUGUGGCCAAAAGGUUGUUUUUAGAGUUGAUGGAUGUGGUGUUCUUGGCUCAGAAGGGGAAUUAAUGUUACGCGACAGUAGUGGUGAAGCUUUGCUACUUAUUCGUCGAAAGAGAGGGAUGGUUCAGGCCUUGAGCAUUCAUAGGAAAUGGAAAGGUUACACUUUCGACUACGAAGGAGCACAGAAGCUGGUUUUCAGCUUAAAGGAACCAAACCACUCUUGUUUUGUAAAGAACAAUGCUAUCAGAGUUUCCACUGAGCCUAGAAGAAGCAACAAAGACUGGGACUUCGAGAUCAAAGGUUAUUUCCCUGAUCGGGCUUGUAGCAUUGUUGACUACUUAGGCAAUAUUGUAGCUCAGAUUGGAGUCAAGAAGGAAGUAGACCAGUUGAUGGCUAGCAGGGAUCUCUAUAAUGUAGUUGUGAAACCAGGCAUUGAUCAGGUUUUCAUUGUCGGUGUCAUUGCAAUUCUUGAUUACAUCUAUGGUGAAUCAACAAGGUGCUGA
Messenger RNA from Dovyalis caffra, 627 nucleotides. The record is from the annotation of a GenBank genome assembly. NCBI's taxonomy places the organism in Eukaryota, Viridiplantae, Streptophyta, Magnoliopsida, Malpighiales, Salicaceae.